AUGUCCAAGCUCUCGGUAUCAUCGUCGUUAUCAGCACAAUCAUCAUCGUUGUUACUACGCCGCGUUGGCCGCAAAAUCGCCGCGCGAUCGAGGAAGAGUACUACUUUUUAUAAGACGGGGAAAGCGUUUGCCAGUUCCGAGGAAGGCGGAGAAGGAAAAGAAGAAGAGGAGUGGGCGGCGAUGGGUUCGAACGCGAAGAGCAACGUCGUCCCGCGAAAGCCAACAAAGUUAGCGGGGACGAACGCGCCGGAAUAUAUGCACGGCGUGUUGGCGUUCAAUCGCUUCUACCCGGAAAACGCGAGAGGCGACACGUUCAACCGUCAUUUGUUGGUUGCUUUGGAUAAAGGCGUCAAAGAAAGCGCCAAGGUUACCGAGUGGGUCGUAGAUAACAUCUACCGCCCGGGAGAUUUGCUUCAUCUGGUUCACGUGUCGGACCCAAACGAGCUUGGAGGAUACAUGCUUCCACCGGACGGUUUAUGGACGUACGACUCCGCCAUCGCGCGAUACAACGCCGCCGAUCGCGCCGCGCAAUCGAAGUUUUGGGAAAACGAGCUCAAAUCCACGGAAAAUAUGCUCCAAGAUAUCGUCGAGCAAACGCACGAGUACGUGGAGCAAAAACACGAGAAAGGUUUGUCUUUGCACGAAGAUAUCCCGCAACCGGCUAUUGAAUUAGACGCGCUUUUAAACGUCCAAUAUCAAAGCACGAGCGAUGUCAUCGUGAGUAAAGCCGAACAAGUGAACGCGGCGAUGAUAAUUGUUGUGAAACACGACAAGGGAUGGUUGACGCGAUUGAUCGAAGGGCAGUCGAUCUCGACCAACGUGGAGAAGAAGUCAAAAAUUCCGGUUUUGGUUUAUCACGCAGGACACAUGUUGACAAAAGAGGAAGAGCUCGAAGAGAAAGAGAAAGAAGCGAGACAACCGGGUGGGAAACACGCGUCGCAGACAAAGUUGUGA
Messenger RNA from Bathycoccus prasinos, 954 nucleotides. RefSeq lists its product with no specific name. The coding region runs from base 1 to 954 and encodes 317 amino acids. The record is from RefSeq and is a predicted model, not a curated record. Lineage: Eukaryota; Viridiplantae; Chlorophyta; Mamiellophyceae; Mamiellales; Bathycoccaceae. The transcript is spliced from 2 exons.